Indicator indicator is the source of this 1125-nucleotide messenger RNA. RefSeq names its product ubiquitin recognition factor in ER-associated degradation protein 1-like. Gene Ontology annotation, molecular function: polyubiquitin modification-dependent protein binding. Lineage: Eukaryota; Metazoa; Chordata; Aves; Piciformes; Indicatoridae. The transcript has 13 exons. The record is from RefSeq and is a predicted model, not a curated record. Gene Ontology annotation, cellular component: VCP-NPL4-UFD1 AAA ATPase complex. The coding region runs from base 1 to 1125 and encodes 374 amino acids.
AUGGAGGUGGAAAUGGAGGAGCAAGACGAGAUGGAGCUGGAGGUGGCCGGGGAGGAUAUGCUGGAGGUAGAUGAAUAUUCAGAGGUAGGAAUGGAGCUUGAUGAGGAAGGAAAGGAGACAAUGCAGGUGGACCUGUGGAGCAGCUGCCGCUCGCGGGGCCCACGCUCCAACGGCGGCUGCGCCCCAGCAGGCCCCGGCCGGCGCAUGCGCAGGGUGAGCCCAGCUCAGAGGCAGGAGGAGCCACAGCAGCACCAGGUAGUGGCUGAAGAGGAGCGGCCAAGGAGACAGAGAAGAAGGCGGCGUCCAGCACGGCGCCAGAAUCAGUUCUCCUGCCAGUACCGCUGCUUCUCAGUGUUGAGGACUGCUGGAACUAGCAACAGGCCUGAUGUGGAGAGAGGCGGGAAGAUAAUUCUGCCACCGUCGGCUCUGGCUCAGCUCAGCCAACUCAACACCUCGUCCCCUAUGGUGUUCCGGCUGACCAAUCCAAAUGGCAACCGCAGCACUCACUGUGGAGUGCUGGAAUUUGUUGCUGAGGAGGGCAUCUGCUACCUCCCACCUUGGGUGAUGCAGCUCUUGGAGCUGGAAGAGGGAGAGGUGCUGCAGGUGGAGAACGUCCAGCUGCAAAUGUGCACUCAAGUCACAUUGCAGCCCCAGAGCCCAGAGUUUUUGGACAUCACUGAUGUCAGAGCAGUACUGGAAGAUGACUUGAGGCACUGGCCUUGCCUCACCACUGGAGACCUUGUGCCCAUCACCUACAAUGCCAAGGUCUAUGAGCUUCGGGUGAUGGGGACAAGGCCGGCUGAGGCAGUGAUCAUCACCGAUUGUGACAUCAAUGUGGAUAUUGUCCCUCCCCUGGGCUACCAAGAGCCAAGGCAUGAAGAGAGCCCAGCAUUCUCUGGAAGAGGACACAGACUGCUGGAGGGCAAGGGGGAGGAAGAUGCAGAGCCUCAUCCAGCUCCAGCAGCCACUCCAAGAGGAAUCCCAAACUAUGACUUCAAGCCAGGAAGAAUCACCUUCCUGAGAGACUCUCAGCCCCCAGCUAGGAGAGCCAACAGAGAGGAGGAAGAUGGAAGCCAGUUUAUUCCCUUCUCAGGGAAAGGCUAUGCGCUGGGCAGGAAGGAGUGA